Molecule: messenger RNA, 735 nt
Organism: Dibothriocephalus latus
Lineage: Eukaryota; Metazoa; Platyhelminthes; Cestoda; Diphyllobothriidea; Diphyllobothriidae
Source: the annotation of a GenBank genome assembly
AUGAAACGGAGUACAUGCAACACUCGAACUUCAUUCAAACCCUUCAAACUUCACAAGUACGCCUCCGAGCAGCCCGGCCAUGACCAAUCGAGUUCGUUCUUCUUACGACUUCCCAACGAAAUCAUAUUUCACAUAUUCACCUUCCUUGACUUCUGCGAUCUAUCGAAAGUUGCCUAUACCUGUCGUACAAACCGGAUGUCAGUCGAGUUGUACUUGUCAAGCUCGGCAUGUACACAAUUAAAAGGCUUCCGUACACCGCAUCCCGAGACCACACCCACUAACAGCUCGGAGGUCAAACGUAAGGUGAAGUACUAUAGCAAAGUUGGUACACUCUUUCGGAAAAUCUACCGCCUUACAUCCCUCACGUUGCGUAUCGAAUUGCUGCAGGAAAUUCUUUAUUCGUACAUGUGUUGUCCACCUGAGGAAAUGAAAUCCCCCUCUCAAGAUAAACCGUCCAGUCGUCAGUACCUCUUCGAUCGAAAGCCCUGCAACACUGGUCAGUUGCGCUGCCCCUCCCUCUUCUUUUUUGGCCAAUUUCUGCGCUCCUUUCUCUCCGGCUGCUCCGACUCUGAAUACCAGCGUGUCUUUCACUCACUUGUGCACUCCUGCUUCGGACAGAACUUCUGGCUAAGGCUGACCAAUCUCAUCUGCAAAAAGGCUGGUGAGUGGAGACCCAAGCUCGGCUUUGUAUAUAUGCAUACCAUCCAUGUGCCCACUAAACGGACCGUGUGGUAG